AUAAAAAUAGGGCGUGAAAGGGUUCAGCUGAGUGGCUCAGUGGAUCGAAUUUGGUGCGGCAGUUUCACCAGAACAAAGUGGUGGCGCCGCUCACUCAGUACGCAAUCCAAUGUCACGUCGAGAAGACCGUAGCUCGGAACCGAAGCGCCACCGUUCGCGGUUCGACCGUGAACCUAGCCCCAAGAGAUCUAGGAGAGAUGGUAAAUCGGAGACUGAAACCGAGCCGGACUUGGAUAGGGACCGGUCGGACCGGGUUCAUCGGCACCACCGCCGCCUUCCAGGUCCGCCGCCGCUUGAAUCUGGAAACUUGAACGGCCGUGAAUCUGAUAGAGGAGCUGAUGGACAUAAAGAAUCUAAUCAUACGAAAAUACCUCAGUCGCGGCCGUACUUUCAGCACGAUGGUCGUGAUAGUGCUGGGCAGAAUGGAAGAGGCUUCAGCCGCAGGACAGAGAGUGAACGUGGAUGGUGGCCUGAUUCCAAGGAACAGCGAAAUGAUAGAUCUACCAAUAAAACUGUGUCAACUGAUGCUCAGCUAAAGGAUGAAAAAUCUAAAGACAACAGAGAAGGCAGUCAUAUGUGGCGCCAUGAUAGGUACUUUGAAAUGGAAGGCAAUCAAAAACCUCCUGCUCGUAGAAGGCCAUCUUUCAGAGAGCAGAAGAUUCCUGCCGAUCCAGAGAAACCCAGCAAAGCUGCUGAUGAUCCAGUGCUGCGAAACCCACAAGAUCAUGCCAUAGAUGGUGGAAGAAGAAACGACAGGGUGCAUAGCUCUCGGUACUCUGACAGACCUGAAAGACCAGUUGCAGGGGAAAGAGAGUUGAACAAUGCUCAACCUUGGAGGGGUAACUUCCCAUCCAGAGACAGAUUUAACGCCAACGGUAGACAGAGAGGUAGAGAUAAUAGAUUCACUCCUAGGCAAGGCAAUCUUCCAAGUGGGGGGCGUGUUGAGAAGUGGAAGCACGACCUAUACGAUGAGGCCAACAGAAGUCCACCCCGGAAGAAUGAAGAAGAUCAGAUUUCGAAAAUUGAAUCUCUCUUGGCCUCGUAAAUGCUUUGUUCCUGAAUCUAGGGAGUUCAUAAACCCCAACUUUUAUUGUAUGAAAUGCAUUCUUCUGAUUGGUUUGGUGCAUAAUACAUUCGUUUGGAAUUGGAAUGCAACCUAUUUUGAGUAACUGAACAAUUUCUAGUUUUUCUUGCUGUAAUUAAAGUUGAAAGCGAUUUAUUGUUCA
Messenger RNA from Salvia hispanica, 1226 nucleotides. Its product is annotated as cyclin-like protein. Gene Ontology annotation, biological process: mRNA processing. The record is from RefSeq and is a predicted model, not a curated record. Lineage: Eukaryota; Viridiplantae; Streptophyta; Magnoliopsida; Lamiales; Lamiaceae. Gene Ontology annotation, cellular component: exon-exon junction complex. Gene Ontology annotation, molecular function: mRNA binding.